AUGGGUGUCUUCACUGCUUCAGUGCUUGCCACAACUGGGAACACUGAACCGAAUGUGCGAGACGAAUCCUUACGCGUCUCCUUCGGUGUUGGAGCUCAUGAGCCUAGCCAGCUCUCUACGCUUCUGCUCUACCGCGUGGACUUCAUCGUCGCCGUUAGCGAUUACAGUCAUACUUUCGGCAAUCUCGUCGCUUUAUCAAUCAGCCAUGUGACACUCCUAGACUCACCUUCUAAGGGAUACUUGGAUAUCGCAGGUGCACUGGCUAACGCCUCUCGGCUGAAGAGACUCGAGGUACACCAAAUCGAAUUCGUUCAACGCCUUCCGCAAUCUGGAUCAUUCUCAACGUCAAGUUAUCUGUGCGAGCUAGACGUCUCUGGGCAUAUCUCCAACGAUAGCGUCGAGUUCCUUUCGCGCUUUGUCCCUUCGCUCGAAGUGCACUUGAACCUGUCAGCGGAGAUAGAAAACUAUCGCGAUCGCACCUCCCCACGUUAUUGGGAACGUGCCAUCAGCUCUUGGUCGACAGCACUGAAUGGACCAGCUCGAGUUUCCCUACGAACCCGUAAAGACGGGUCAUCGUCCGUUGCCAAACCCAGAGCGUACCUCGAUCUCUGGUCCUCCUCCCUCAAGAAAGGGGAUGGUGUACCAUACAUAUCUUUCCAAUCCGAUAUCAGCAAAUACAUGACAUACCAACACUUACUUCAGCACGUCGGCACCAAUUACCGCACUCUGCACACACUUGAGCUUCAACUUGUGGACUCAUAUCGACUAUCUUCUCUUCCCGACGAUGAUGGAGGCGCCCUUGUUCAGUUACCAUACCUAAGCCGCGUAAUCGUGGCCGAUCCGGCAGAGGAUGUGCGCACUUGUGACGUCUAUGGUCUAUACCAGCUCCUGUGCGAUAUCUUCGAUCACUCAGGGCCACUGAAAACUCUCACGGCACCGAUGUCGGUCGUCGCUGCUCUAGAAGCAGUUGGAUCAACCACGCGCGACGCCGCCUUGCCAUACGAGCAAGAUACCUCACUCUCGUUGGGAGAACUCGUGUCCGAUGUCGACGUUAUGCCCCGCUCCGCGUGA
Molecule: messenger RNA, 1071 nt
Organism: Peniophora sp. CBMAI 1063
Lineage: Eukaryota; Fungi; Basidiomycota; Agaricomycetes; Russulales; Peniophoraceae
Source: the annotation of a GenBank genome assembly